AAAGUUUUUAAAUUGUACUGCAUCAAAUAGUUGCAUUUUUAUAAAAACUGCCAACAGUAGUUCUUAGGGUAUUUUACAUGGCAUGUUAAAUUUUUGAUUAAAAUGUUACAUCCUCUUGAAAUUGAAGAGCUCCUAAAACAUGCUUUCUUUUGCCAGAUGUGAAAAUAAUUAAGGAUUUUUAAGCAAACCUAAAUGUUCAUGAAUAAGCAUGAUUUGGUAAUAUCUUUGAGUUGAUGUGGUGAUAUCUCCACAAAAUUGCCAACAGUCAGCAUGAUGACUUUGUACUGUUGGAACAGAUGUGAAAAUUUAGUUCUUCAAAGUGUAAGGAAUAUCAAUUUUUAGCGGAUCAUUUGAACAGCUAUGGUAUCAUUGCGAUAUAAGUCCUUCGUUUUGGGUAUCAUACUAACAUCCAUUACUUGGAGUGUAAUUUUGUACAUGAAAUCAAAGCUCAAUGAAGACAACUAUGCAUUAGAAAGCCAUCCAGACGAAAUUGCAAAAUGGAAAUUAAGACCACGAGUUUUAGAUUCUGCUGUUGGUAUCAAUCUCCAUAAAUCAAAUAUCAGAACAAAUUUAAUCAAACAACAUUUAAUAGAUCAAGAAACUAAUAUGAUUGAGGGAAAUGAUCUUUCUGAUGAUUCUGCCAAGGAUCGCCAUUCCAAGAAGUCUCUUCAAAAGCUUUUAAAUUCGACAGAACUCAUACAUUUGGGCAUGAUCACGUCUCCUGAAGACCAACGCAUAAAAGAUCAGGGCUAUAAAAGGCAUGCAUUUAAUCUUUUAAUCAGUGAUAGAUUAGGAUUCCAGAGACUUCUACCUUAUACACAACAUUCCUUAUGCAAAAGUCAAGUGUAUGAAGAAAAUCUUCCUAAGGCUAGUGUCAUUAUUUGUUUUUAUAACGAGGCUCGAUCAACCCUAUUACGAACAGUCUACUCCAUUCUUGACAGAACUCCCAGCCAUUUGUUGCACGAAAUUGUUCUUGUUGAUGAUUCUAGUGAUGAUGAAAAGUUCAGGGAGGAGUUGAAACAAUAUUUACACAAUAAUAUUGAUAGCCAAAAAGUGAAGCUUCUUAGAAUUCAGAGAAGAGCUGGUCUGAUGCGAGCUAGAGUUUUUGGAGCACAACAUUCUACUGGUGAGGUUUUGGUGUUUCUAGACAGUCAUUGUGAGGUGAAUGAAGUAUGGUUAGAACCUCUCCUGCAGCGCAUUCAAGAAAAUCGCACAACGGUUGUUUGUCCCAUCAUCGAUAUCAUCAAUGCUGAUACCUUUGAGUAUGUUUCUUCUCCCAUUGUACGUGGCGGUUUUAAUUGGGGUUUGCAUUUUAAGUGGGACUCUGUACAUUCCAAUCAGCUGAGUAAAAAAGAAGACUUCAUUAAACCCAUCGAAUCUCCUACUAUGGCAGGUGGUUUGUUUGCCAUUGAUAAAAGCUAUUUUCACACCCUUGGUGAAUACGAUCAAGGAAUGGACAUUUGGGGUGGAGAAAAUCUGGAAAUAUCAUUCAGGAUUUGGAUGUGUGGUGGAAGCCUGCAGAUUAUUCCAUGUUCUCGUGUCGGCCAUGUGUUCCGACGUAGAAGACCUUACGGCUCUCCUGCUGGGGAGGAUACUUUAACUUAUAAUUCUCUGAGAGUGGCUCAUGUGUGGAUGGAUGAAUAUAUUGAAAACUUUUUCAAAGUCAGACCAGAUGCACGAAAUAAGAGUUAUGGUGAUAUUUCGAGCCGCCUUGAUUUAAGGAAGAAUCUUCAGUGUAAAUCUUUUGAUUGGUACAUGAAGACUAUCUAUCCUGAACUUGGUCCACCACAAGUCAAAACAAACCUUUCAGAAAAAAAAGCUCACCUUGCUCAGAUGAAGAAUCAGUGGAAGCAUUCAACCACUGAAAUAUUAUUUAGAUAUCAGAUUCAACUGACAGGCACUGAAUUGUGUAUUGAAUCAGAAGAUGAUGUCACUACAAAAGGUUCUUUGCUCAUUCUUCAAAAGUGCUCAAAACUGAAACGUCAGAUGUGGUACGAGAGUGCUAAACAUGAUAUCAGGUUGGCUCAACUUCUCUGCCUGGAUGCUGGUGAACAGUUCCCUCGUUUGUCCAAGUGCCAUGAAAUGGGUGGAUCACAAGACUGGAGGCACGCAGACACAGUGGACUCCCCUAUUUAUAAUAUGGCUGCAGGACUGUGUCUUGGUGUUCACAAAGAAAAUGUUGGUGAAUACAUUAUCCUCACCAUUUGUAGCCAAUCAGAAUCUCGUAAAUGGAAUCUCUUAUUUCAUUCCCUGCCCUAAGUGUUGUGCUUUUGAAACAAUUUCUGUGAUAGAUUUUUAUCCCUUACAAUCCCAUUUUAUACAAGUAGUACAAAAAAAAAUUACAGCGCUAGGGUGGUUGUGCUUUUGUUUUUAUACAAAAAUUCUUUCAUCUUUUAUAAUUAAAUUGAAACAUUUUUGUAUUUUUUUUCAAGAAACUCAUACAUUUCUUGUUUAACACCAAACAUACCAAUACUUAGUGUAUACCUAUUUCUACCAUACUCGAUUACAUGACCGAACUUUGUUCUUGUUGUUCUUGGAUGUUUCUUGGUUGAAUAUGUGAAAUUUGGAUGUUAGGGAGGAAAUAAACUAAAAACACUUUAUUAUAAUUAAACAAAAUUAUACAUUGCUAAUUUUUAUACAUUGCAAACACGUAGAAUAAGAAUUUUUAAUUCAUUGCCCAACACAUUUUUUUACAUAUACAGGAUGUUUUCAUUGUACUUUUCCGCAAACAUAUUUCUUCUAAUUGUUAUUAUUUCUAUGAUUCUUAUAAUUAUAAGAAUUAUAAUACUUAUAAUUAUUCUUAUAGUUUAUAUUAUCUCGUUU
This is a messenger RNA of Parasteatoda tepidariorum (common house spider), 2823 nucleotides long. Its product is annotated as polypeptide N-acetylgalactosaminyltransferase 11. NCBI's taxonomy places the organism in Eukaryota, Metazoa, Arthropoda, Arachnida, Araneae, Theridiidae. Gene Ontology annotation, molecular function: polypeptide N-acetylgalactosaminyltransferase activity; Notch binding. Gene Ontology annotation, biological process: protein O-linked glycosylation; regulation of Notch signaling pathway. The record is from RefSeq and is a predicted model, not a curated record. Gene Ontology annotation, cellular component: Golgi apparatus.